CUCCUCCUCCUUCCAUCGCCGAGCAGCCAUGGCCACCGAGAGCCCCCUGGAAACUCUGCAGCGGGAGAUCACCUGCUCCAUCUGCCUGGGCUACUUCAAGGAGCCCGUGUCCAUCGAGUGCGGCCACAACUUCUGCCAGGCGUGCAUCGCGCAGUGCUGGGGCAAGGCGGACGCCGAGACCACCACGUGCCCGCAGUGCCGCCGCUGGUCGCGCAAGAGGAGCUUCAGGCCCAACCGGGAGCUGGGCAACGUCGUGGAAGUGGCGAAGCGGCUCCGGCUGGACGCGGCCGCCACGCUGGCCGGCCAGCGGCUGUGCGAGAAGCACCAGGAGCCCCUCAAGCUCUUCUGCGAGGAGGACGAGACGCCCGUCUGCGUCAUCUGCAGGGAGUCCCGGGCGCACAAAGCGCACCCCAUGCUCCCCAUCGAGGAGGCGGCGCAGGACUACAAGAAACAAGUUGCCACCCAUGUGAAAGCUCUGACAGAACGGAGGGAGAAGCUGAAGGAAUUAAAAGAAGAUCUGGAGUGCAGAAGGCAGGCUGAUCAGGAUGAUGUACAAAGUGAGAAGCAGAAGGUGGAGUCUGAAUUUAAUCAGAUCCACGAGUUCAUGGAAAAAAUUGAGCGCUUCCUGGUUAUCAUGCUGAAGAAGUUUGACAAGGAGAUUGCGCAUAGGAGAGACGUAGAAUCCAGCAGGUUCUCAGGGGAGAUUGAUCGCCUCGAUGCCUUGAUCAGCGAAGUUGAGGACAAGUGCCAACAGCCUGCCAGUGAAUUCCUGCAGGACAUCAGGAACAUUUUGAGCAGAUGUAAAGAUGGACAGAUUUCACAGAUGGUGGAAGUUACUUCCUCUCCAUCUGAGCUGGAAAAGAAACUUGGGCAUUUCAGUCUGAAAAAUAUUGUUAUCAAGGAGGCACUGGAGAAAUGUCGAGAUACAAUGGUAAAUGAAUUGGCAAAAGCAAGGACAAUGGAAGCAUCAGCUAAAAAGAUAAGCGUUACUCUCGACCCCAACACAGCUCAUCCCCUCCUUGUGGUGAGCGAAGACAGGAAAAGUGUGAAACGUGGAGAAAUGGUUCAGCCACUGCCCAACAACCCUGAGAGAUUUGACUCCACUCUGAUUCUCCUGGGUAGUGAGAGUUUCGCCUCAGGGGUACAUUAUUGGGAGGUGGAGGUUGGUAAUGGGCAAAACUGGGCCCUUGGCGUGGUCAAAGAGUCUGUGACGAGGAAGGGACCUAUUGUCACUUGCCCCAAUGAAGGCAUCUGGGCGUUGGGGCUCUGUGGGAAUGAGUACAAGGCUUUCACUUCAUCCGAGACUUGUCUGACCCUAGAUGAAGCCCCGGAGAAAAUCCAGGUAUUUGUGCAUUAUGAAAGGGGUUGGGUGGCAUUUUUUGGCGCCCGUUAUAUGUCCCUCCUUUUUAUUUUCCAGUCAGCUAAUUUCUGUGGGGAGAGAAUUUGUCCUUUCUUUAAAUUGUGGGGCCUAACUACAGAGCUUAGAAUGUGUCCCUGCUCCUCGCGGCUCAGCCAAUCGGGUCGCGCGCCCGCCGGAAGGGAGGCACGCGCGUCGUCGGCGUCCUCGCGGGCGGGCAGGCAGGCAGGCAGGCUGGAGCUCGGUUGGGCUGGCGUCAUGAGCGGCGGCGUUGGCGGCGGCGGGAUGUCGGCGGAGCAGCAGCUCCAGCAGCGGCUCCUCCGCAGCCGCCUGAGGGGCUCUCAGCACCCGGGCCUGGCGGUGGGCGGCCCGCUCCCGCCGCCGCUGUUGCCUCCGCUGCCGCCGCCGCCUUCCGUCCUGUCUCCGCCGUCGCCGCCGGACUCCCCUCCGCCCGGCACGACCCCGGCCGAGAUCCCCGCGGGCCCGCGCUGCCCUAGCGAGACGUGGUGCUCGCUGUGCCGCGUCUACUGCCCGGACCCGGUGUGCCUCCCGUGCGGCCACAACUUCUGCACGGCCUGCAUCGGGCAGCGCCUCGGGGAACCCAAGAUCAACAUCUCCUGCCUGGAGUGCGGCGCCACAGCCCGCAAGAGGAACCUGAGGCCCAUCAAGCCGCCGCCGCUCCUGGCCAGCCUGGUGGUGGACAGGCCCAAGAGGCAGAGGCUCGACUCAGGGCCCGGUGGGGCAGUCGCGCUGCCGGUGGCUGCGCCCGUGGUGGUAGCGCCGCCACCGCCGCUGCCUCAGCAGCAGCAGCAGCAGCAGCAGCCGAUGACAGUAGCUCCUGCAGUGUCUCCGGCGCCGGUAUCCGCACCGGCACCACCACCGGCAGCGGCAGCAGCAGCGCCUCCGCCGCUGCUGUCGCUGACUCCGCCCACCCCGCCGUCGCCCGUAGCUCCAGCGCCAGCGGCUGCAGCAUCAGCAGUAGACUUGGCGACAUCACCCCCGCUGCCGAGAAGGUUGUCCGCAGGAGGAUCCGGAGAGGGCGCCGGAGGGAAGCUGUGCGAGAAGCACCGGGACGUGUUGCAGUUCUUCUGCGAGGAGGACCAGGCGCCCAUCUGCGCGCACUGCGAUCGGUCCCAGGAGCACCGGGCGCACGCCGUCUUCCACGUCGAGAGGGCAGCCCGAGACUACAGGGAGAGGGUUCUGGCACAACUAGAGAUCCUGAAGCAGGAGAAGAACACGCUAUGGAGCCAGAAGCUGACCGGAGAGAGGAAAAUUCAGGAUUACAUGGAAACAGUCCAAGCAGAGAGAAAGGAGAUCAUAUCUGAAUUUGAGCGCCUCCACCAGUUUCUCAAAGAUGAAGAACAGCACCUGCUCGCCCAGCUAGAAGAGCUCGAUAAAGAGAUAGAGAAGCGGAAGGACGAAAUGGUUACCAAACUCUCGGAAGAGCUUUCCCGUCUCGGUGAUGUGAUCGCCGAGAUGGAGGUGAAAUGUAAGCAACCGGCAAGUGAAUUUUUGCAGAUGUACUUCCAGGUCCUUCAGCCUGACCUGAAGGCUGUUGAGAAGCUGGCCUGGAUGACCCCAUUCCUUCAGGUUCAUGUCGGGACACAUCGGGUAUGGCUGCCAUGCAGACCUCUAGACAUUAAAAAAACAAUGAGCAGAUGUGCAGCAGGGCAUUUCCAGCCAUCCGAAGAAGCUUCUCCUAAGCUCGAAGAGAGGCUGGAUAACUUCUCACGGAAAGGGAUGCUUUUGAAGGAAACACUAAAUAGAUUCCAAGAUAAUGUGACAUCUGUCGUGGAGAAAGGAGAGACUGUGAAAACACUGAAUGAUAAAGCAGAUGCGGCGCUCUAUCCGGAUGUACCAAGUGCUUUUCUACCACUGGACCGAAGGAACGCAGGAUGCGAAGAACUCCAGGAGAGGCUUCCCGCCUUAGACUAUGUCCCCGACGCACCCAAAAGAUUGGAUUCCAGAGCUUUGGUUCUGGGCUGUGAUGGGUUUACCUCUGGGAGAUACUUCUGGGAGUUGGAAGUGGGUGAUGGGGAAUUCUGGGCAGUCGGGGUCACCCGAGACCCUUCAAAGAAGAAGGGCAUGAUGGGGUUCAGCCCAGAGGAGGGGAUCUGGGCUGUGGGGUUGUGGAAGGGCCAACACUGGGCUCUCACGUCUCCUGUGACUGCCCUGUCCUUGAGCAAGCCCCCAAGGAGGAUCCGAGUGUCCCUGGACUACAUGGGGGAGUGUGUGACCUUUACGGAUGCAGACACCGACGACCCCAUAUUCACUUUCCCACCGGCCUCUUUUAAUGGGGCGCGUACCCAUCCCUUGCUGUGGGUGGUGGGGUUCCCCGCUCAUUCUGUAUUUCUGAGGCACAUGGGAGUGAAAUAUCCAGCCGGGGUCCACGAGAUGGAUAUCCUGAGUCCAUGAUUUUAUCCUCUUUCCAUGGACCCGGUGUAAGGGGGGGGAGGGGAAGAUGUCUAACUGGCCAAAGCAGAGAACCAAGCUCUUUGGGAGCAAGAAAGUUUGUGUGUUUUACCUCUGUGUGAUCUUUGGAGAAUAGGAGGAGGUGGCAGAACUGUUCUCCUUGCACCAAGGCCUUAUGAUGUUGCUCUGUGGAAUAGCACAAGGACUGUGAAUGAAGAAGACUGUAGGCCUUGAAAAAUAGUAUCGCUAUUAGGACAUCCUUCAUUAUACAAAGGAUUGUCAAGACUCCUCUUCCUAGUGGUAGGUUCGAGCUUGUUCAGUUUGUGCGGGGGGGAACUUUCAGAUAUUAAAAAUGGAAAUUUUAACUGCAUUUUCAACUGGUUCAUAUUUAACACAUUUUUAUUUAUUUAUUUUCUUUCAAAAGCAACUGCAUUUUAGCUUUAAUACUUAACAGCUGAUUUAUAUUCCAUUGAAAGGAUUUGCUCAAAAUGGAACACUUCAGCCAGAACAUUUUUGCUUCCUCUGCGGGUGACCCUAGCACAGAGGUGAUGAUCCUGAAUUGGGCACCCUCAGAUGUGGCAGAUCUGUUUGUGGAUAGCUUUUAAUCCAUUCUCUAGGGCAGAUCGAUCUCUUUCCUCCCACUGGUUCAUUCUGAAGCCCAAUUUCACUCCUGCAUUACUCAGUUGGUACAAAUCCUCCACACAAUAAUGCUAAACGGGGUGUUCCAGUUUUCCUGAAGGUGACAAAUACAUAGCGUCUAAACAUUGUGCAAAGAAUCUUAGGACAAGAGUUGAGGUGGCUACAUUAAAAAAACAAAACCAAACAUAGUGUUCUUCAAAGCAUUUCACACUGUCUGCUUUUCGAAUGUCUCUCUUCUCUGAAUAGGUGUUUCCCUUUGUGAACAUGGCACUUAUUGGACAAAGCAUGAUUUUAGAGUGAAUGGGAUCCAGUGCCAUACUUUUUUUGUAUAUCACAGGAAAAAAUAAGCCUGUUUUAAUAAAGUUGCCUUCCCAAGUAA
This is a messenger RNA of Lacerta agilis (Sand lizard), 4787 nucleotides long. RefSeq lists its product as uncharacterized. NCBI's taxonomy places the organism in Eukaryota, Metazoa, Chordata, Lepidosauria, Squamata, Lacertidae. The record is from RefSeq and is a predicted model, not a curated record. The coding region runs from base 29 to 3772 and encodes 1247 amino acids. Gene Ontology annotation, molecular function: zinc ion binding; protein binding. The transcript has 15 exons.